Torulaspora delbrueckii is the source of this 1401-nucleotide messenger RNA. It is a transcript of the gene SIR1, whose product is annotated as Sir1p. The transcript has a single exon. NCBI's taxonomy places the organism in Eukaryota, Fungi, Ascomycota, Saccharomycetes, Saccharomycetales, Saccharomycetaceae. The coding region runs from base 1 to 1401 and encodes 466 amino acids. The record is from RefSeq and is a predicted model, not a curated record.
AUGCCAGUAUAUCCGGUCAUAUAUGGGCCUAAGGGCCAACUCACUGUCAUAGAUGGGUUUGUAGUUAAAUUAACCACGCAGAAGAACGAUGAGCGAAAUGGGAGCGAAACACAAGAUCCUGAUACAACCCAAAAGAUAAGGGCCUUACAGAGUGCAUUUCAGUGCGAAUCAUUGCGAAGAUUACAACAUGUGAGCUCAAACUUCGUUGUGACGAACAACAGCAUGCUUUUCGAAGUGGUGACGGAGAAGGAGUACAUCAUGUUUGUGAAUAGCAAGGGAAGAUUUUACUGCCGAAAGAUUCAUCAUAGUAAAGCUACACACGUUGCAAUAGCUAUACGAAUGACACGGAAGAGAGGCCAAAGAACUUCGAAAUAUGUGGUGUAUGGAAAGCCAUUAAAUAUUCACAGUAUAGAAACAUCUGUGUUAUUAAAACAGCAGGAGAAAGACUUGGAGAACUAUCGCAGAGAGAGCCCUGGAAAUUUGCCAACCCCUGAGAUCAAGCACGAGGAGGUUAAUUUCAAAAUCAAAGUGAUUACCGAAGAAGAGUUAAUGAAAUUGAGCAAGAUCUCCCCAACCGCAAUAGCCAAAGAGAGUUCACCUAGGUACGCAAACCAUGUACGAAAUUCGCUAGCUCAUUUCAAAGAAACCUUAUUCCAGUACUGCUUGCAAAGAAGCCUAAUCAAGCUGGAAAGGAUGAUAAAGGUUCUUCUUGAAUUUCCAAACCUUGCGCAGCACUCUACAAAAAUUACAACGUUACAUAAAGAGUGUCAAGUUUUAACUCAGCAUAAUGUGUCACUUGCGCAUGACAGACUAUUUGACUCCUGUUUUGGAAGCGCUACGAAUCAACCUAGUGGUUCAAUUAAGUCGUCGAGCCAUGGCACACCAGUGGACCGAUGCGAGAUACUACCCAAGCAUACGAUGACAUCAGAGCACCAGCUUGCACAGGACACUGGUGGCACAGGGCGAAGGGGAGCCGGGCGCCUCUCGGCAAAAAGAAGGGAGCCCAGACCUGUAACUAAACGGCGCAAAUCCCAUUUAGAGGACAGUUCCGAACUUUUAGCGGAUAGAAUGCAAGAGGUCUCUUCUAAGAACUUCAAUACGUCACAAGGUGAUAAAGGAGCAUCGAUUGAAGCGGACGACUUGCUGGUUAAGAUUCAGGAUCCUUUGUCGCACCACUGCCCUAAAAUAAAUUAUAGUCUUGCCGGUCAUGAUCUUGCCGUCUCUUCUAAGCCAAAGGCUCUUGAACAAAUAAGACUUUCUGCUAAAGGAGGAGAGCCUUCAACAGAACAGUUGAUCAGGCGAAUACAAAUAUUUUGUGGCUAUCCGGAGCAAAGACUGCUUUAUGUGGAAACUUUCGAUCUGUUAGUUAGAAAAGCUACCGCUUCUUUCGACAAGCGUUAG